Sporothrix schenckii 1099-18 is the source of this 519-nucleotide messenger RNA. RefSeq names its product ubiquitin-conjugating enzyme E2 A. The coding region runs from base 1 to 519 and encodes 172 amino acids. Gene Ontology annotation, biological process: DNA repair; proteasome-mediated ubiquitin-dependent protein catabolic process; protein polyubiquitination. NCBI's taxonomy places the organism in Eukaryota, Fungi, Ascomycota, Sordariomycetes, Ophiostomatales, Ophiostomataceae. Gene Ontology annotation, molecular function: ubiquitin conjugating enzyme activity. The record is from RefSeq and is a predicted model, not a curated record. The transcript is spliced from 2 exons. Gene Ontology annotation, cellular component: HULC complex.
AUGUCGACCGCUGCUCGCCGCCGCUUAAUGCGCGAUUUCAAGCGCAUGCAGACAGAUCCGCCCGCCGGCGUCUCCGCCUCGCCCAUCCCCGACAAUGUCAUGACGUGGAACGCCGUCAUCAUCGGCCCAGCCGACACGCCGUUCGAGGACGGCACGUUCCGGCUCGUCAUGACGUUUGACGAGCAAUACCCCAACAAGCCGCCGUCGGUCAAGUUUCUGAGCACCAUGUUCCACCCCAACGUGUACGGGACGGGCGAGCUGUGUCUCGACAUCCUGCAGAACCGGUGGAGCCCGACCUACGACGUGGCCGCCGUCCUGACAAGCAUCCAGAGGUGGGCAGCACGAAAACAAUGGCACCACCUGCCAAGGCGGGGAUAUUUUACUAACGUCGCCAGUCUCUUGAACGAUCCCAACACCAGCUCGCCGGCCAAUGUCGAAGCGUCGAACCUGUACAAGGACAGCCGCAAGGAGUACCACAAGCGAGUCCGAGAGACGGUGGAGAAGAGCUGGGAGGACUGA